Messenger RNA from Hippocampus comes (tiger tail seahorse), 4005 nucleotides. It is a transcript of the gene gabrb4, whose product is annotated as gamma-aminobutyric acid type A receptor subunit beta4. The coding region runs from base 913 to 2448 and encodes 511 amino acids. The record is from RefSeq and is a predicted model, not a curated record. NCBI's taxonomy places the organism in Eukaryota, Metazoa, Chordata, Actinopteri, Syngnathiformes, Syngnathidae. Gene Ontology annotation, molecular function: extracellular ligand-gated monoatomic ion channel activity; GABA-A receptor activity. The transcript is spliced from 10 exons. Gene Ontology annotation, biological process: monoatomic ion transmembrane transport. Gene Ontology annotation, cellular component: membrane.
CUUUUAAAAUAGAUGAGAGGUGAAGAAGUGGGGGAAAUGCACGCCAUAUCUCUGGAUGCUUGGAUCGCUGUCAGUCGUGCGGUGGUUCAAGGAGGAGACGAGUAGUGAACCGCGUUAAGGUGUCCAAUCGCCAUUUGAGGCUGGACCUGCACGGGAGACAAGUGGACUUCAUUAAUAUCUUCGCAACUGUGAGGGGGAAUCUCGAAUACACGCUGCGUUGUCAUAUUAGGGGAAUUUCUUUCUCUGAGAGCGGUGAUAUAUAGGCUGCUGUGACGUCUGCAUCAGAUAUUACCCAUUUGCUUACUGCUUCCCCCCCCCCCCCCCGCCUCCCCCGUUCCUCCCGAAUGUGCAUUUUCCCCUCAGUGACUUUGCGCUGAUCUCCAUCAUCAUCUGCAGCAGCGACAAGAGGGGGCAAGCGGGGAAUGAAGAUUUCAUUUUUCUUUUUUUGAGUCCACCGCUCCCAGCUCAAAGAAAUAAAGGUUGAACGACAGCACGUCUGGUUCCCGUGUAGCACCGCUGCCGCAGCUGCAAACAUGCCUCUUGUGCACACUUGGACCGGGAAAUUUCAUCCACCGAUUUGAGACUACUUUCUGUCUGUUUUCUCGACAUUCUUGGCAUCGCGUUUUGGCAUUUUUUUUUUUUUUAUAUUUAGUGCGUGCGGUUGUUUUUGAGCAAGAUGUCCGAUCUGUUGGUGUUGGUCGAGGGGCUCUGCGACCUGCACGGAUUUCCAUAGCGGGGGCCAAUUAUUAAGAUUUUUGACACCGAGAAGCCUGCUUGAAGACGUCGCAUGCGUAGAUGUAGGCUAGUUUACUCGACAUUGAACCCCCAUUGCCCGUUUUUUAGUUUGUGCAUUUACCGGAGGGACCACUGGACUGGUUGGAUUAUAGAUACUAGAAAUAAGGAUUUGUGGAGAUGUUGGGUCGUCAAGAAGAUAAAUUAUGUGGAAUUUUCUCUGCUCUGGCGGCUUUGUCCUUCGCAUGCUUUAUUCAAAGCUCCACUGGAAGCACCGGAAUGUCUGUGGCCAAGACUACCGUGGACAAGUUGCUGAAGGGAUAUGACAUCCGUUUAAGGCCUGAUUUUGGAGGUGCUCCGGUCAUAGUUGGGAUGAGUAUCAACAUAGCAAGCAUCGAUUCCAUCUCGGAAGUUAACAUGGACUAUACCAUCACAAUGUAUUUCCAGCAAAGUUGGCGAGAUAAACGUUUGGCCUAUGGUGAACUGAACCUCAACCUGACUCUGGAUAACCGUGUCGCAGAUCAGCUUUGGCUCCCGGAUACCUACUUCCUGAAUGACAAGAAGUCAUUUCUUCAUGGAGUGACGGUUAAAAACCGUAUGAUCCGACUUCACCCCGACGGGACCGUCUUGUACGGACUGAGAAUAACCACCACGGCUGCUUGUAUGAUGGACUUGAGGCGAUACCCUCUCGAUGAACAGAACUGCACCUUGGAAAUUGAAAGUUACGGAUACACCACAGAUGACAUUGUGUUCUUCUGGCAAGGAGGGGACAGCGCUGUGACAGGUGUGGACAAGUUAGAGUUACCUCAGUUCUCCAUCGUGGACAUCCGCUUGGUCUCCAAGGAAGUACGGUUUACUACCGGUUCAUAUCCGAGGCUUUCGCUGAGUUUCAGAAUUAAGAGGAACAUUGGAUAUUUCAUCUUGCAGACAUAUAUGCCCUCCAUCUUGAUCACCAUUCUAUCCUGGGUCUCCUUUUGGAUCAAUUAUGAUGCCUCUGCAGCUCGGGUGGCCCUGGGUGUGACAACGGUGCUCACCAUGACAACAAUUAACACCCACCUUAGGGAGACUCUCCCAAAGAUCCCCUACGUGAAAGCCAUCGACGUCUACCUCAUGGGCUGUUUUGUGUUUGUGUUCCUGGCCCUGCUCGAAUAUGCCUUUGUAAAUUAUGUGUUCUUUGGCCGGGGCCCGGCACAACAGAAGAAAAUCAAUGAAAGGCUGAAUAAAGUCAACAAUGAGCGCACACGAUACGAAGAGAAGCGCCUAAGGGAACAGGACUCCAUUUCCGUGCCGUUUCAAACCAACACCUUCAGAUCAUUUACACAGAGAAGAAAUCUGUAUCUCGAGGAACAAAGAAAAGUUGGGGUGGAUGCGUAUGGCAACAUUCUCCUCACCACUCUGGAAAUGAACAACGAGGUGAUGCCCUCUGACGUGGGAAGCAGCGUUAGUGACUCUCGGAAUUCAGUCAUGUCCUUUGACAGCUCUGGGGUCCAAUUCAGGAAGCCAAUGGCGCCCCGAGAUGGCUUCAGCCACCACUCGCUGGAUCGGAGCGCCAUGCGCAGCCGGGCCAACUGCCGACUACGGCGGCGCUCGUCCAAGCUCAAGUUGAAAAUCCCAAACCUGUCAGAUGUAAGCACCAUUGACAAGUGGUCCCGGGUCAUAUUCCCGAUCACUUUUGGAUUUUUCAACCUAAUCUACUGGUUGUACUAUGUGAAUUGAUGUGCAUCCCACUAGGAAUCAUUGGCCAUAUUUUGAGAGCACAUUAAAUUGGCUUUGAUACAGUUCCAAAAUAUGUAUACACAUACAGGUUGAACAUAUGUAUAUGCAUAUUUCUAUACAGUAUAUUAUAUUUAUAUAUACACAGACACACACACAUGCACACACACACGCACACACACACACGCACAUGCAUACACAUGAGACCUAAAAGACUUGUCUGCUGUACAAAGUAUUAAUAGGAUGACUUGAAUGUUAAAAAAAAAAAAAAAAAAAUUGCGAGAAGAAUUUCAAGGCUUUGACUUCCUUUUUCCUCCUGAAACAAACAAAUGAACAAACGCAAGAUCCCCGCAGGGAUUUUUGGAACUAGAGACUGCAUGAUAUUUUUGCUACUAAAAAUGGGAAAAAGAAGAAGAAGGAAAAAAAAAAAGAGAAGCAAAAGCUCUUGAGAGAGAGAAGAUGCCCCCAUUGACUUUUUAUUGAUUCUUCUUGUAAUCAGAAAUCCUCUACUGCAGCUCAUGAAAUCAGUGGUGGCUUGUCCGGUCAGGCAUCAGCUGAGCAAGGUCCUUGAACACCUCCCCAGUCCUCUCACCUUCUCCCCCCCCCCAUGUAGCCCAUGAAUACAAAGUGCACGAAAAAUCUCCGGUUCCACCAUGUACAGUGACCCUGUUUGGAAUAUGUGUCGUUCUUUUUUUAUUUUGAUUAUUAUUUUUUUAAAAUAUUUUAUUUGAAGUGGUAGCGUUCUCUUGAUCGGACACCAAUCACACGAUGUUUGGUCGCCACAAUUGUGCAUUAGAGUCAGCGUAAACUUACAGAUUCUCUUUUCAGGUGAUGGGAGGGCGGCGGGGUCUACUUUUUGUUAUGGUUUAAAACAAGUGCUGAUUAUUGUAGAUAUGAUUUUGUCUUGAAAAAUACUGUGAUUUCAGAGUGUCGGAAAAAUGCUCUAUAGCUAGGGCAUUACGAGAUAAAAAGUUUCACAUUACUCAUUUUGAUUGUUUGGGGUGGGGGGAAAACACAUUGUGUACAUUUUAUCAUUAAGUAUUAACAUGAAAGUAUAUUUGUAUUGUUUAUUUUCUCUUGUUGACUGAGUUCUAUGCUCUUUAGAUGCAGCGUUUAUGGACGUCAUUCCUGCUUUGUGAAAAAGGAAAUGGGACGGGAGGGGGGCUGGGCGGGAGUGAUGUGUUGCUUUUUGUGAUUCGUGGGAACCAAUCCACAGUUAAAAAAAAAAAAAAAAAAAAUACGAUUAUGUAUAUUCGACAGUCAACAUAUCAAACCACAGUUUUGUUAUGUAUUUUUCAUGGUUUAUUUGUAUGUUCAGCAUCUCCUCAUGAUCCGAUUUGUUGGAGAGCGACAUAACUAGAAGAGUCAAAGGAACUACAAACGCACACGUAUAACACCGAGCUGAAGUGAAAUAGUGCCGGGGAAUCGCUUCAAAUCGAAACGACAACCAAAAGUAGGCCUGCAUUAUUUCGUUGUGCUUUGCGAUGCAAAAUGUAGCCUCUGAGUUUGAUUUAGAUUGCAAAAUCUGAACUGUCAUUCUUGUCUGGUCACCCCACCCCC